Molecule: messenger RNA, 1404 nt
Organism: Lachancea fermentati
Lineage: Eukaryota; Fungi; Ascomycota; Saccharomycetes; Saccharomycetales; Saccharomycetaceae
Source: the annotation of a GenBank genome assembly
AUGCCGCUGUUGAACACCCUAAGGACCCAUUUUCUAGGGCCAUGGGCUGAGAUUGAAGCUUUAAACCUGAAGAUCAAGCUAAAAUUAUUAAUGCAGUUACUAGCCAUCGCCCGUUACCUAAUAAUCUAUAAUGUGUGGCAUAUUAUCAUCUUUCAUCUCCAUAAUUUUACAAAUGGGAAGAUUUUCAUGUGGAUUAUUGAUACCCAAAUCAAGAUCUUUCUCCACAUUCCAAUUAUUGGAGAAUUCUUGGCACGAUCUCUCGACAAACUACUUAAUUACGCGAGAACGAGGUUAUUACCAGGUAUGGAAAGGAUUGAACAGUUUCUAGAAACUAUUUUUCAAAUAUGUUUAAUCGAGAUGACUUUUCGGAAUGAAAACGUCAAAUUGAUAAUAACUGGCGACAAGCUCCAUCUUGUGGGCCCUGAUAAAAAGCCCACUACUUCACUAAUAGUUGCUAAUCAUAGAUCCAUAAUGGAUUAUACACUAUUGAACUUGCUCACACAGGUGUAUAACCAUGAGCCUCUGUCAACGCGGCAGUAUUUACUCGAUAGCAUGAGCGGAAUUUACACAUCUUUCCUUCCUAGCUUGAAGUUUAUCUCCUGGGGUAAAAUUUCAAAUGUCCCAACCCUUUCACUGAUUGGAAGCGUUUUGCUAAAAGACGAAAAUACAUCCAUCCCCCCCAGUAGGAUCAAAAGGUUUCUUGAAUUUCAUGGGAAUCAAGUCUUGGUAGUAUUUCCCGAGGUUAAUGUGAUAACACCAGAGAUCCGUCUUAUCCAGCGUAAAAUCACUGAAGAUUAUCACUCGCCUAAAUUUCAGAAUUUACUUUAUCCAAGAUUCAAAACUUUUGUGGCAUCUAUGAAAUGCUUCGCCUACCUUCAAAACGUCAAAAGAACUCGAAAAGGUCAUCUUUACGUCAAAAAGGUUAUUACUAAACUAGAUAAAAUUGUCAACGACAGUGGUAAGAAAAGCGAGGAUUCAAAUGACCGGGAAAUUACUAAGCUGAAAAUGUUUUUGGGCCAUGAUUUCUGCAAUGAUACUGUUCGAGAAGUGGAAGAUAAACUUAAUGAACCUACUAUUAGCUUCGAUCAAUUUAUAUGGGAUAUUACAAUUUUGUAUUUUCAACCGAAAUUGGUACGUGGUGAACAAGAGGCACAUUUGUGCCCAUCGGAACCUCCACAACAGAACUGUCAUUACCGACUGGAGCAGAUAACUCCCUCAUUUAUGCAGCUCUUGACAUCGCGUUAUCGUAAAGUGCCUAUCAUUAUUCGCGUGGAUAUUAAAAAGCAUUCUUUAGGAAAGAUAAUAGCUUUGAAGGAUCGAAAACUUGAAAAAUGGCUCGAAGGUUUAUGGUGUGAGAAGGACAAGACAAUUACUGAAAUCGAGCAAAAGAUCAAGCUGACCUAG